AUGGCAGCCCUGCAGGAGAAGAAGUCAUGCAGCCAGCGCAUGGCCGAAUUCCGGCACUACUGUUGGAACUCGGACACUGGGCAGAUGCUGGGCCGCACCCCAGCCCGGUGGGUGUGGAUCAGCCUGUACUACGUAGCUUUCUACGUGGUCAUGACUGGCCUCUUCGCCCUGUGCAUCUUCGUGCUGAUGCAGACCAUCGACCCCUACACCCCAGACUACCAGGACCAGCUAAAGUCCCCGGGGGUAACCUUGAGACCUGAUGUGUACGGGGAAAGAGGGCUGCAGAUUUCCUACAACGUCUCUGAGAACGGCUCCUGGGCUGGCCUCACACACACCCUCCACAGCUUCUUAGCGGGCUACACUCCGGCCUCCCAGCAGGACAGCAUCAACUGCACGUCGGAAAGGUACUUCUUCCAGGAGAGCUUUGCGGCUCCAAACCACACCAAGUUCUCCUGCAAGUUCACUGCAGACAUGCUGCAGAACUGCUCAGGCCUGGUGGACCCCAGCUUCGGCUUCCAGGAGGGAAAGCCCUGCUUCAUUAUUAAAAUGAACAGGAUUGUCAAGUUCCUCCCCAGUAACAACACAGCCCCCCGAGUGGACUGCACCUUCCAGCCCCGGAAGGACACUGAGCCCCUGCAGGUGGAGUACUAUCCUCCCAAUGGCACCUUCAGUCUCCACUACUUCCCCUACUAUGGCAAGAAAGCACAGCCCCAUUACAGCAACCCGCUGGUGGCAGCAAAACUUCUCAACGUCCCCAAGAACACAGAAGUCCUCAUCGUGUGCAAGAUCCUGGCCGACCAUGUGACCUUCGACAAUCCCCACGACCCGUAUGAAGGGAAAGUGACCUUCAAACUUACAAUACAGAAGUAAGAACUGGGGUGCUCGCCCACACCUACAGCUGCCCAACAGGCUGCUCCCUCCUGACUGUACAUCCUCUGCUGGCCAGCGUGCACAACUGCUUCAAACAUGGUUCGGAGCGGAUGCCACCGCCCAUCUGUUGACACCAGGGAGUGCUCCCGUCCAGCACUCCUGAGCACCACCAGCUCUCCACUAAAUCCGUAUGUAUUUGCAAUCCAACUGCAGCUGCGAGGUUCACACAGGAAACCAGAGUCCCGCUAUCCACUAAGGAGACACCCCAGACUGACCCAUCUGUCGGCAUUACUGUCCUGUGCUUCAGUAUGAACUAUGGGUCCAUAUCAGUGUAACGCUGGCCACCCCAGCAUGACACACCCCAGUUUGUGCUUCUGAGGCCACAACCCCUAUGCCAUGAAAACAAACAAUAUUAAAGUUAUUCUUUUUCUGUGU
Molecule: messenger RNA, 1305 nt
Organism: Psammomys obesus (fat sand rat)
Lineage: Eukaryota; Metazoa; Chordata; Mammalia; Rodentia; Muridae
Gene: Atp4b
Product: ATPase H+/K+ transporting subunit beta
Exons: 7
Coding region: 1-870 (289 amino acids)
Biological process (GO): potassium ion import across plasma membrane; sodium ion export across plasma membrane; intracellular sodium ion homeostasis
Cellular component (GO): sodium:potassium-exchanging ATPase complex
Molecular function (GO): ATPase activator activity
Source: RefSeq, a predicted model, not a curated record